UUUUGCUUUUUAACGUGGUCGGUUGUGUGCUAUUUCGAGUUGGGAGCAAUUAUAUGCCUUGUCUAUUUAGUCAUUCGGUGAAAUUGCAACAAGCUAGCGGUGAUUUAUUACAUUCCAAAAUUGUGACUAUGAGCGGACUGAAUCCUUCUAAGGAGCCUUGCUAAUUCCCUCUGGAGGCUUCUUUUUAAUCUCCUGAGUAAAUUUACUGAUAAACAACUACUUCCUAUACACUUCCGCCGGGAAAAGAGUCAAUUAGGACUUCCGCUUGAGUGGAAAAUGAGCUCCCCAUCAACGUCUUCAGAACACUGUCCUCAUCACGUGCACUUUGAUGGAUCUAUCAAAGAGAAUCUCGAGGCGGACAACAGUAUUGGAUAUCAGAAGAGUGGAGAAGAUGCUGUCACAGUUCACCUGGGCUUCCUGCAGAUAAAUCAUCGGUAUUUGCUGGAGCUGCAAUUGCCCACGAAUGUGUUGCCCGCCUUUCUCUCGGGAGAGAGAAUCACCAUUGCCAGGGAUGAGAGAACAAUUCCCAAUGUCAAUUGCAAAUUCAUAGAGUUUUCCGGGAAGAUGAAGGGACAUUUUGACCUGAAGAUAGAAUUUAUGGCGCACAAAGAGAAGCUGUUGCGAGAAGAGUUGCAUCUGGUCAAUGUACAAAAUACUGAUGAGAAGUUGAAGCUGGUGCUGAGUGCCAGAGUGCUGGGGCGUGGGAAAGGCACGCCAAUGCUGAGGAAUGGGGUUCACUGUGUGGGAAUUGAGGCAGAUGAGGAGUCCGAGGCCUCCGAUUGGCAAGGAUUCUCCUCGCAAGGUGACCCAGAAAAGGAAGGCGAUUGAGAGGGAAAAUUUCAAGUCAAUGACUGUAAAUUUUACGUAGGUUUUACGAGUUUUACGCCAAUAAAUGAGAACGAUUA
This is a messenger RNA of Phlebotomus argentipes, 905 nucleotides long. Its product is annotated as adipose-secreted signaling protein. The record is from RefSeq and is a predicted model, not a curated record. Bases 277 to 828 code for a protein of 183 amino acids. Lineage: Eukaryota; Metazoa; Arthropoda; Insecta; Diptera; Psychodidae. The transcript has 2 exons.